AUGGGCCAUCCUACACAAAUCCCACCGCCGCUAACACCCACGUUUCUCAAGCUUACCUUCCCUUCCCCACGAGUUGUGCUCGUGACGAUGGACCGCCCCUCCGCCAUGAAUUGCAUCAAUGCCGCCGGAGCCGAAGAGCUAUCUGCCGUGUGGACGUGGCUAGACGAAGAGCCUAACCUGACAGUCGCUGUGAUCACUGGUGCCGGAGAUAAGGCGUUCUCUGCGGGCGCCGACUUGAAGGAAUGGUCUCAGUCACUGCAACCGGGAGGCCCGGAGCGGAGAGUCACAAAGUCAAAGGGUGUAGGUCUGAGCAGGAGAAGAGGCAAGAAGCCGGUCAUUGCGGCAGUCAACGGCCUGGCUCUUGGUGGUGGAACGGAAUUUGCUGUUAAUUGCGACCUCGUUGUUGCAGCUGAGAAUGCAUCAUUCGGGCUACCUGAAGUCACCAGAGGCGUCGCUCCAUUUGCAGGAGCGCUGCCUCGACUUAUUCGCAGCAUUGGAUUGCAGCGAGCAAGCGAGCUGGCUCUGACGGGGCAGCGUAUUUCGUCACGCCAAGCAUACGAAUGGGGAUUGGUCAAUAAAGUGGUUUCGCAAAAGGGUGUCGUGCAGGAAGCCUUGCGGUAUGCAGCACUUAUCGCCGCCAACAGCCCUGACAGCAUCAUCUGUACCCGAGCUGGGCUGCGAGAAGGCUGGGCGAAGGCGGAUGUGGAAGAUGCGGUGCAGACCACGAUGGACAAUGAGUUUGCGGAGCUUCAGAAGGGCGAGAAUAUCAAGGAAGGUCUGAAGGCGUUCGCGGAGCGAAGAGAGCCGCGUUGGAAGCCAAGCAGGCUGUGA
This is a messenger RNA of Cyphellophora attinorum, 831 nucleotides long. Its product is annotated as Enoyl-CoA hydratase, mitochondrial. Lineage: Eukaryota; Fungi; Ascomycota; Eurotiomycetes; Chaetothyriales; Cyphellophoraceae. Gene Ontology annotation, cellular component: mitochondrion. Gene Ontology annotation, biological process: fatty acid beta-oxidation. The record is from RefSeq and is a predicted model, not a curated record. The transcript has a single exon. The coding region runs from base 1 to 831 and encodes 276 amino acids. Gene Ontology annotation, molecular function: enoyl-CoA hydratase activity.